This is a messenger RNA of Carcharodon carcharias (great white shark), 1074 nucleotides long. Its product is annotated as serine/threonine-protein kinase pim-3-like. The transcript is spliced from 7 exons. Gene Ontology annotation, biological process: negative regulation of apoptotic process; regulation of mitotic cell cycle; protein autophosphorylation. Gene Ontology annotation, molecular function: protein serine/threonine kinase activity; ATP binding. Bases 1 to 1074 code for a protein of 357 amino acids. Gene Ontology annotation, cellular component: cytoplasm. The record is from RefSeq and is a predicted model, not a curated record. Lineage: Eukaryota; Metazoa; Chordata; Chondrichthyes; Lamniformes; Lamnidae.
AUGCCAGUGCCUUCAGGAGAGCCCCAGGAGAGGCCCGAGGUGGGGAUACGUUCUGGGGAAAUUCUGGAAGCAGCUGGGCCCACCCUGAGGAAUCUUAAGAGCAGCGUCCCCCGCAGAGCCAUGCUGUAUACCAAGUCCAGGACUGUGCGCAGUCAGACACCGGCCGAGGAAUCGCACCCAGGUUCUGCAGUGAAAAAGAGGAAGAAGAGAGAAAGCUUCAAGGAUCUGUACAGUGUGGGCAAUAAACUGGGCAGCGGCGGCUUCGGAACUGUUUACUCGGCUGUGAGGAUCUCCGAUGGAGCUCCAGUGGCAGUAAAACACGUGCCCAGGAAGAAAGUGGCGGAUUGGGGUCAUCUGAAUCACCGCCCCGUGCCCCUGGAGAUCAUCCUGAUGAGGAAGGUGUCUUUGCCGGAGCACCGAGGUGUGAUUCGCCUGCUGGACUGGUUCUCCAGGCCGGACGACUUCCUGCUGGUGAUGGAGCGCCCGCCCAGAGCCAAGGAUCUCUUCGACCUCAUCGCCGAGCAGGGCUGGCUGUGCGAGGAGUGCCCCUGCUCCUUCUACCGGCAGGCGGUGGAGGCACUGUGGCACUGCCAUGCCUGUGGGGUCACGCACCGGGACGUCAAGAGCGAGAACCUUCUGGUCGACCUGCGCACCGGCGAGCUCAAGCUCAUCGACUUCGGCUCGGCAGCCCUGCUGCGUGACACCGCCUACACCGAUGUCAGUGGCACCAGAUUGUUCAACCCACCAGAGUUCUUCAGACAAGGGCGCUACCAUGCGCUCUCCGCUACCGCCUGGUCCCUCGGGAUCUUGCUCUAUGUCAUGGUCUGUGGUGAUAACCCCUUCAAGGAAGAUGUGGAAAUCCUGGCUGGCGAGAUCCAGCUGUCCUGCUGCAUCUCCAAGGAGUGCGAGGAGCUGAUACGAUGGUGCCUCUCCAUGCAACCCUCCGAACGGCCCACCCUCGACCAGAUACUGUGCCACCCGUGGGUACAGAAUGUCAUCACCAGACCGAAAGCCGUGGGCCUCUGGAGCCCGGAGGAAGACUCCGAGUGUAGCACUAGCCAGGAGAGACAGUAG